Messenger RNA from Psammomys obesus (fat sand rat), 2387 nucleotides. Its product is annotated as cytochrome P450 3A9-like. The coding region runs from base 116 to 1633 and encodes 505 amino acids. The record is from RefSeq and is a predicted model, not a curated record. Gene Ontology annotation, biological process: oxidative demethylation; steroid metabolic process. The transcript has 14 exons. NCBI's taxonomy places the organism in Eukaryota, Metazoa, Chordata, Mammalia, Rodentia, Muridae. Gene Ontology annotation, molecular function: heme binding; oxidoreductase activity, acting on paired donors, with incorporation or reduction of molecular oxygen, reduced flavin or flavoprotein as one donor, and incorporation of one atom of oxygen; testosterone 6-beta-hydroxylase activity.
CUUGACUCACACACAGUUGGCCAGUGAAGGGAGCUCAUCAGGCUCAGCCCUGCAAGGUGCAGCACACAAAACUGAUGGCAAAACUUGGAGAGAGACUUGAUUAAAGAAAGCAGCCAUGGACCUGAUCCUAGACUUUUCUGUGGAAACCUGGAUGCUCCUGGCCACCAGCCUGGUGCUCCUCUACCUAUGUGGAACCCAUUCACAUGGAACUUUUAAAAAGCUGGGGAUUCCUGGGCCCAAACCUCUGCCUUUCGUGGGAACAAUUCUUGGUAACAGGAAGGGAUUCUGGGAAUUUGAUGAACAAUGUCAUAAAAAAUAUGGGAAAAUAUGGGGGUUGUAUGACGGUCGACAGCCUGUGUUGGCUACCACAGAUCCAGACAUGAUCAAAACCGUGCUGGUGAAGGAAUGCUAUUCUGUCUUCACAAACCGGCGGAGUUUUGGUCCAUCGGGAAUUUUAAAAAAAGCCAUCUCCCUCUCUGAGAAUGAAGAAUGGAAGAGAAUCCGAGCUUUGCUGUCUCCAACCUUCACCAGUGGGAAGCUCAAGGAGAUGUUUCCCAUCAUUAACCAGUAUACAGACGUGUUGGUGAAAAACAUGCAGCAGGGGGCAGAGAAAGGCAAGCUCACCAGUAUGAAGGACAUCUUUGGGGCCUACAGCAUGGAUGUGAUUACUGCAACAUCAUUUGGAGUGAGCAUUGAUUCCCUCAACAACCCACAGGAUCCUUUUGUGGAAAAAAUCAAGAAGCUCUUAAAAUUUAGUAUCUUUGAUCCAUUGUUCCUGUCAGUGACACUUUUUCCAUUCCUUACCCCAGUACUUGAAGCAUUAAAUAUCACCAUGUUUCCAAAAGAUGUCUUAAGCUUUUUUAAAACUUCUAUAGAACGAAUGAAAGAGCAUCGGAUGCAAGAGAAAGAAAAGCAAAGAGUGGAUUUCCUUCAGCUGAUGAUAAACUCUCAGAAUUCCAAAGUGAAAGAGUCUCAUAAAGCUUUAUCUGAUCUGGAGAUUGUGGCUCAGUCAGUUAUCUUUAUUUUUGCUGGCUAUGAGACCACCAGCAGCGCUCUUUCCUUUAUUAUGUAUUUGCUGGCCACACACCCUGAUGUCCAAAAGAAACUGCAAGACGAAAUUGAUGCCACUCUGCCCAACAAGGCACCUGCCACCUAUGAUGUCCUGCUACAGAUGGAGUAUCUAGACAUGGUAGUGAAUGAAACUCUCAGAUUAUAUCCGAUUGCCGGAAGACUUGAGAGGGUCUGUAAGACAGAUGUUGAGAUCAAUGGGGUGUUCAUUCCCAAAGGGACUGUGGUGAUGGUGCCAAUGUUUGCUCUCCACAAAGACCCAAAGUACUGGCCAGAGCCUGAGGAGUUCCGCCCUGAAAGGUUCAGCAAGAAGAACCAGGACAGCAUCAACCCUUACACAUACCUGCCCUUUGGGAACGGACCCAGGAACUGCAUUGGCAUGAGGUUUGCUCUCAUGAACAUGAAAGUUGCCCUUGUCAGACUCCUGCAGAACUUCUCCUUCCAACCUUGUAAGGAAACUCAGAUCCCUUUAACAUUUAGCAAGCAAGGACUUCUUCAACCAGAGAAACCAGUCUUUCUAAAGGUUGUGUCAAGGGAUGAGACUAGUACUGCAAUGAAUUACUAAAUUGAGAAGUCAAAAAACAUGAUGGUGUUGACUUCUUAGAAAAUUGUAAAGGAACAGUUAUUCACUCCAGAUACGGCCAUUGAGAGACCAAAGGAACAAUUCCAUCUAAAUCUAGCUCAUUGUACCAGCGAGUUUCCAGGGAUGCUAACAGGAACAUGGAUGAGGGUUUGUUUAUAUAUAUAUACAGGUGAUUCAAAAGCAGCUGGAUCCUGAAAUUCUCUUCACCUUAAAGCUAUCUCUCAUUCGAAAUUGUUACUGCUUAUGUAACCUGAGAGUUGGGCGCUUACAGUGCUUGUAAGUUCAGGAACUUUGUUUGCAUCCUGAGUCUGGUGAGAUUAACUCACUUCUGAAUCUGUUUUCUUUAUUCCUCUUCCCUCCAUUACGCUCUGGCCAGCACGAUGCAGAUGGAGCAUGCAGCUUGUGGACCUGGUGCUCACCACACACACUGCCCUCUUCGGGCCAGAUUGGGACUCGAGUCUAAUAUGCACCAGCCUUGAGGAAUGGGCCGAAGAAGACAUAAGAGCCUUGGAAGUGUUUGAUUAGGGUCUCCUUUGGUAUUGCAGGCAGGUCUUGAACUCAUAGCAUGGGACCUGCCCUAGCCUCUCAAAAUAGGGAUUACAAGUGUGUGCCAUCAUAUAUAAACUAGGUGGUUUGAAAUUAUAUAUAUAUUUUGUGAAUCUAAAUCCUGGGAAAAAUUGUGAUAUCAGAAAAAUGAUUUGUCACAUGUAAAACUCAAAUAAAUGUAAUUUGCUUA